Messenger RNA from Procambarus clarkii (red swamp crayfish), 4147 nucleotides. Its product is annotated as arylsulfatase H. Gene Ontology annotation, molecular function: arylsulfatase activity. The record is from RefSeq and is a predicted model, not a curated record. Lineage: Eukaryota; Metazoa; Arthropoda; Malacostraca; Decapoda; Cambaridae.
GUGUAAGCUUGAGCAGGUCCUCAGUUUUCCACAGCGUUGUGUAGUGAAUGCGUUAGUCUCCGCUUUAUGAUAACAUUCAGCAUUAUUGCCCGAAAUACGUAGAUAAGUGAUAGUCAACAACAGGGCAAAAUGGUAGAGGUGAAUGUCAGGUGGUGGGCUGUGGUGGUGGUGGUUGGCGUGAUAGCCUCUGGUGGCUUUGGACUACUACUGCAGUACUAUCAGCAACAGGAAGAACCUGUAAAAGAGCAGCAACAACAGGAGCAACAGACUCGCCGUCAGAGCCUUCCCAACAUUGUGGUGCUGGUGGCAGACGAUCUGGGUAUCGGGGACCUUGGCUGCUAUGGCAACACCACUAUUAACACUCCCAACAUCGACAGGUUGGCGCAGGAUGGAGUCCGUCUGACGCACCACCUGGCAGCUGCCUCUUUCUGUACACCCAGCCGCGCCGCGCUUCUCACCGCUCGCUAUCCUAAUCGCUUCGGCUUAGUUGGCGAAACUGGCACAGGACGAGUGAUAUAUAACCUGGCAAGUAAGAUAGGCUUACCCCUGGAGGAAGUGACACUUGCCACGGCACUCUCUGCCGCUAACUACACCACUGCCGCCAUUGGUAAGUGGCAUUUGGGUCAGAUGUGUGGAGUGUUCGGGCGAGGGUGUCUGGGACCCAAACGUCACGGCUUCCAGUAUUUCUACGGUCUGCCCAUGACGCUGUAUAGCACCAUUACCGGCCCUAACUCCUUCUGGAUUUUUCCUCUAAGCGAUCCUUUCUAUCAGGGCAUAGCUGGAGGCUGUCUGGCAAGCGUGUUGGUGAUCCUUGUAUGUUGGUGGCGGUGCAAGUGUCGACGCCUCAUCACCGUUAUUGCCCUGGUGGUGGUCGUGCUGGUGGCCGCUGUCCUCUGGUUCCUUCUGACACACUACCGCUUCCACACCAAAGCGUGGUGGAGUGUCUCGCCGUGGAUGAUACAACACCUGAACUGUAUAGUGAUGCAGGACGAGGUGGUGGUGGAGCAGCCACUGGUGCUGGAAGGUUUCUCUCAGCGACUCGUUGACCAGUCUCUUGAGUUCAUCUCUAACCACGCCAGUGACAGUCGCCCCUUCUUCCUGUACCACGCCUUCGCCCACGUCCAUACACCCAUGUUCACACUACCAAGCAUGGCUGGACGCAGCAGGCAUGGCAGGUACGGGGAUAACGUGGAGGAGAUGGAUGCUGGCGUGGGGAAGAUCCUGGAUGCCCUCACGCGCCACAACCUUGACAACAACACCAUUGUUUACUUCGUGUCUGACCAUGGCGCCCACCUGGAGGCCAUAGCCCCGGACGGCCAGCGUACAGGAGGAUAUAAUGGACGCUUUAAGGGGGGUAAGGCUAUGGGUGGAGCUGAGGGCGGGAUCCGUGUACCAGGGAUCUACCGAUGGUCAGGUCACCUGCCUGCCGGGGUCACCGUCGACCACCCCACUUCCUUGCUCGACAUGAUGCCCACGCUCCUACACCUGGCCGGCCUCCCGCCUCUUCAUCAGCUGCUCCCUAACUUGCCCUACAGGGAGGUGGACGGAGUGAGUGUGGCCAGCCUACUGAAGACCGGGACUCCACCUCCCCCUCGGGUCCUUCUCCACCACUGUCUGCACUCCCUUCAUGCCCUCAGACUUGCUCAAGACAAGAAAGUGUACAAGAUGCAUAUAGCAGGUCACAAGUGGCAUGAAGGAAGCACACAGUGUGGCUGGGGAGAAGGAACCUAUUGCAAGUGUUAUGGUGACACCGUUCAACACUAUGGCCACCAACCCCUUUUGUUUGAUCUCCAGAAGGACCCGUACGAGGACCAUCCCAUACCCACCAACACCACUGAAUACAUGGAGGUGACGGGGAUGCUUCAGGAGUACCUGGCCAACUGGAGGUCGCGGGUGCCCUACCCUCCCUCACAGUUCAGGAGCGUUGCCAACACUAUAUUGUCUCCCUGGCUCCAGCCCUUCCGAUGGCCCUACACUUGCGGACCAUAAGGACAAUCCCUUACCUCUGUGCCACAGUGAUUAUGUAACGAAGAGGGGAAGUGAAUACUGUAACGGGAGAAAACGGAAAGGAGGACAGACAGCAUAGGGGAAAGGAAGAGGGAAAGAUGGGGAAAGAGAAAAAAUGAAACUGAAUGUAUAGAAAUAAAAAAUGGGGUGACGAGUAGACUUAGUAAGAGGGACAGAGGGGGGUAGAAUUAUAUGAGGAUAAUGAGUAGAAAGAAUUAGAGCUUGAGUUAGAGUAGAUAGAGGUAGUGCUGUCACCAUUCAUUCAUAUAUUUGUAACAAGGAAUGGAAUUCAUUUCUUUUCAACAGUUAUUUUAAUUGAUGUUAACAGGUAACAGCUGCAAGCAUGAGGAUCAGAAAGUUAAUACCAAGUCUGAAACUUGGUAUUAACUUGGAUUAGUAAGUAAUCUUCAGUGCUCUUCGCUCUAACUUUCACUGUGCAUAAAUUAGAAAAUAAAUUCAAGAUCUUAGGUUAUCAGAUUUAAUGAAAAUUAAAAACUAGUUUAAGAUAUUAACAAUUAUUACCAAUAAUUACGGCAAGGGUAAAGUUCUGGAGAAAAACUUUACAAACAAUUCUAAAAAUUAUAGUUUUUAAAACUCAAUUACACGUAUAGUUAUGUUUUUACCUCUAUACGUGUUUUCAUCUUAACAUCUACACAUAUCUUUUGGAUCUAUUGUUUAUCUUAAUAAAUAAUUUACAACUCCUCCAGUUAGUAAUACCCUCUUGAACAACAACUACUUUUCUUGUAUUUAAUCUUUAGAAUAAAUGUUUGCUAAGUCAAAAUUUGCUCUCAUCCCUCAUGAAUAAGAGAACGCAUAUUUGAUGUCUUUGCUAUCGUUUUUGGACUCUUGAAUGCUACUUAGUAUUUUGUUUUCAAUAUUAUGUAACAGGCUACAUUAGUUUUUUUAUUAUUAUUUUCUACCACAGACGUGGCCACACAUUUAUAAUGCUAACCAGCAUAUAUAUAUAUUUUCUUCUGUCCUCCAUGGACAGGGUGAGAGAUUUGUCAAACAUAUAGUUCAGGAAUUUAUUGAACAAGCAACAUUAUUUCAUGAAACACUUUCGUGAGUGUUCCUUAAAGAUGACGCAUUCUCUACAUUAGUAUCAGUCAUGCAGCCAUGCAGGUGUGUGUCUCUAAUAACAGUGUUGUAAUGGCUGAAUUUAAAGUGUGUGCACACCACACGCGCAUAUGCGUGGGCCCAGUGAGCAUGUGGAUAACAGCAUCUAUAAACAAAACCAUAUAGCGUGCACUAAUCAACAUCAAUAACCGUACUAUAUGGACUGUCAUGCAAUAUUACAUUAAUAUCGUCUGAUUAGUGUAGUUGAGAGCUAUGAACAUUCAUUGGCCUACAUUUUGAGUUCAUGCAGCUAAGAAUCAUCUUGUUGAUUAUGUAUGUACUGAACCGAUCACAUUAAAUCGAUCUAGGUGUACUCAAUAACCUGGGGGGGAAGGGGGACCUCCCAAAUCAACUUUCUAUGGUUGCAAAAUAAGUCCUUUCAUUCUUGAAUUCUAUGAGCUUAAGCAGGAUAUUGGGAGACUUUUAUUGUUAGUUUAAAUAACUGAAAAUCAUGAUAUGAAGGAUGAAUAUCUCUAUUUCCACUUCUUGAACAUAAUAGCCUAAGCUCCUGAACUAAUAAGUAUACUACGGUGGAUGUAGAUCUACUUGAUGGAUCUACCGGGUGUAUAUCAGAUGUAUCUUAAUAUCUCAAUAAACGUACUUAAACUUGAAGAGUAAAUAUAUGAAAAGAGGAGAGACACUUUCCCUGAUCCUAAACAAUCCUCACCUGCUAAUUCUAACUUCAUUACUAAAUAUUCAAAGAAUAUUACAAAAUACUUGUGGUUUGUUAAUAGGAAGACUGUUCGAAAUGUACGACCACCGCGGUAGUCGUAUCCACUAGAAUAAAUCUGCUACUUGAAGUGGUCUCAGAUUAUGACGUAAGCAGGAAGCCUCUUAUACUUGUGUAAGCUUGAGCAGGUCCUCAGUUUUCCCCAGCGUUGUGUAGUGAAUGCGUUAGUCUUCGCUUUAUGAUAACAUUCAGUAUUAUUGCCCGAAAUACGUAGAUAAGUGAUAGUCAACAACAGGGGUAUGUAUAUCUUUGUAAAUUAGUUUUAAGAGGUGCAUUUUACACUACACUGAAAAA